Molecule: messenger RNA, 1377 nt
Organism: Lasiodiplodia theobromae
Lineage: Eukaryota; Fungi; Ascomycota; Dothideomycetes; Botryosphaeriales; Botryosphaeriaceae
Product: MFS monocarboxylate transporter
Exons: 2
Coding region: 1-1377 (458 amino acids)
Biological process (GO): transmembrane transport
Cellular component (GO): fungal-type vacuole membrane
Molecular function (GO): transmembrane transporter activity
Source: RefSeq, a predicted model, not a curated record
AUGGCCGCAGACAUCGAAAAACCACCACCACAGCACAACCCAACGACCACUACCACCAACAACGCCACGACACCACCUCCAUCACCACCACUUUCCCUCGCCGCCGCCGACCAUGCCCCACCACCAUCACCACCGCCUCCACCCGACGGCGGCCUCCGCGCCUGGACCCAAGUCCUAGCCGGCCACCUCUGCGUCUUCAACACCUUCGGCCAAAUCAACUCCUUCGGCAUCUUCCAAGCCUACUACACUUCCCACCUCCCUCUCCCACCCAGCACCAUCUCCUGGAUCGGCACCCUCCAAAUCCUCCUCAUCUACGGGCUGGCCACCUUCUCCGGCCGCGCCCUCGACGCCGGCUUCCUGCGCCCCACCCUCGCCCUCGGCACCGCGCUGCAGCUGCUCGGCAUCUUUGCCACCAGCGGCGCGAGCACGUAUUGGCAGUUGCUGCUCGCGCAGGGCGUGUGUCAGGGGUUGGGGAUGGGGCUGGUGUUUUGUCCGGCUGUGGCUAAUGCGGCGACGUUUUUUGAGCGGAGGAGGGUCGUCGCGGUGUCGUGCGUCGCGUGCGGCGGGGCGACGGGGGGUAUGGUCUUUCCGGCUAUUGCGCAGACGUUGCUUGGGAGGGUGGGGUUCGCGUGGACGGUGAGGGUGAUGGGGUUUGUGGUGGCGGGGAAUGGGGCGGUGGUGUUGGCGUUGGCGAGGGCGAGGGGGGAUGGGGAGGAGGAUGGGGAGGGAGAGGGGAAGGAGAGGGGGAAGAAGAAGAAGGAGAGGGCGCCGUUGAUCGAGUGGGCGGCGUUCAGGGAGACGCCGUACUCGCUGUAUUGCGUGAGCAUGUUCUUCGCGUUCUGGGGCAUCUGGAUCGCGUACUACUACGUCCGCGCCUACGCCCGCGACAUCCUGCACCUCUCCGACCGCUCCUCCAACCUCAUCCUCCUCAUCAACGGCGUCGGCGUCCCCGGCCGCCUCGUCCCCGCCCUGCUCGCCGACCGCUUCUUCGGCCCCGUCAACGUCUUCAUCCCCAUCAUCCUGCUCGCCGGCAUCACCCUCUUCUGCUGGCACGCCGUCGCCUCCUCCGCGGAGAUGACCGCCUUCGUCGUCUUCUACGGCUUCUUCGGCGCCGGCACGCAGAGCUUGCUGCAGGCCGCGCUGGCGAGCCUGAACACGGACGUCAAGAAGGCGGGCGUGCGGAUUGGGAUGGGGUUCAGUGUUGUGGGGUUGGCGUCGUUGACCGGGAGCCCGAUUGGCGGCGCGCUGAUCGAGAGGAGGGGGGGCGAUUAUUUGUAUGCGCAGAUGUUUGCGGGGGCGACGAUGGUGUUGGGGGGGUUGAUUCUUGUGGCGGCGAGGGUGGCGAAGACGGGGUUUGUGCUGAGGGCGAGGAUGUGA